This is a messenger RNA of Symbiodinium sp. CCMP2592, 525 nucleotides long. The record is from the annotation of a GenBank genome assembly. Lineage: Eukaryota; Dinophyceae; Suessiales; Symbiodiniaceae.
AUGAUUUCCCUGCCCUGGAUUGAAGCACAUGCCCUCCAUGUCUUUGUCCAGGUCAAGGGCCAGGACGGUGCAUUCGUGUCGGUUCCGUUUUCCCCGCGCAGUGAGCGUGGGCAGCUCCCAAAAUUGGUGCAUUCGCAGGAGAAUUCCACGUACAAGGAGAAUUUCAAGUCCUUGGAAAAGCUGGUGCUGGUGAUGGCUGAAGACGACACCAUGGCAAGUCUGGCAGCAGUUGUCAGCAUGUGGCAGAAGUCGAGGGUUGUUUGUUUGCACGUGAAGUGCCAGGUCCAUCCGAAAGAAAGUGAGCACUUCGGCUACUUCAAGGAUGGCUCGCGUGAGACCUUGGUGGACAUGCGCGACGCACCGUGGUAUACUGACGAUUGGUUUGGUCUCAAGAGCUUGGACCAGGACAAGAAGAUUGACUUCUUCUCGACACCAGGCAACCACCUGCGCUUCAAGACUGACUUCUUGGUUACUAUGGUCAAAAAGUACUUCGUGACUUCCAGCGACACGUCCAUCCUGGUUUAA